GGAGGGAGGCGGCGCGCGCAUGCGCCCUGCUCGGUGUGGCGGCGGCGGCGGCGAGGGGGGGGGCGUUAAAAUGGAGGACGAGGAGGUGGCCGAGAGCUGGGAGGAGGCGGCCGACAGCGGGGAAAUAGACAGACGGUUGGAAAAGAAGCUGAAGAUCACACAGAAGGAAAGUAGAAAAUCAAAGUCUCCUCCUAAAGUGCCGAUCGUGAUUCAGGACGACAGCCUUCCUUCGGGUCCUCCCCCACAGAUCCGCAUCUUGAAGCGGCCGGCGACGAACGGCGUGCUCAGCAACCCCAACUCGGCCACCAGGCCCGCGUUCCCCGUGAAGUCCUUGGCACAGAGGGAGGCCGAGUACGCCGAAGCCAGGAAACGAAUACUGGGCAGCGCGAGCCCCGAGGAGGAACAGGAGAAACCCAUUCUGGACAGGCCGACGAGGAUCUCCCAGCCAGAAGACACCAGACAGCCCAAUAAUGUGAUCAGGCAGCCACUGGGUCCCGACGGUUCACAAGGCUUCAAACAGCGCAGAUAAACGUGGGCACGGGAGGAUGCUGCAGGAAGCAGGGUCAGCUGCCGCGGGGCGCACUGCCGUGGCGGACAAAUGGACUUGAGCAAAGGGAACUCCCUGGUUUACUUGCACUGUGAUCCCCUUUGCUCUGCCCACUGUGACCUCCAACCCCACGCACUGUGACCUCCCCGCUCCACCCACUGUGAUCGGCAAACCGACAAGGGCUGUCCCCAGUCACCGUAAAUGGAAGGGGGAGGGGGUGUAAAGGACUCGGACGGGUGCAGAGAGCCGCGUGUGCCACUUUGGCCGAAGCUAGCGCCAGCAAUAAUGUUUGUUGUACUCGUAACCUGGGAUUUAAGGAAAAAACGGGAAGCCUCCCCAGAUGCGCAUGUUGUCUUUAUCACUUUAAGAGCAAGUUGGGUUUCAAAGGAUCUUCUAUUUUUUGUUCUGUUUGUGUAUCAGAUCGACUUUUGAGGGAGUGCAUGGGAAGGGUUUUAACUGUUUAGUUUGUUUUAAUUGAGAGAGGUAGUUAAGUGUUCGAAAAGGAGUUUCACUGAAUUUCUGCAACUGUAAUGGCUAGGGUUUGGCAAGCUUAGCUUCUUGUUCUGUAUUUCUACCGCUGCCAAGCAAAUGGAAGCGGACUCCCGGCUACCCAGCCUUUCUGGUCGCCUCGGCCUGGGAGCCGGCGCGGUCCGAUGACCUGGUUUACGUAUUGCACCUGUUAAAGCUUGGCUAGUGUUUUCUGCUGGCUUGAGGAAAAACUUAAAGUACAUCUUUUUGUGUUUUGGGGAGAAGGGAACGUAGGUGGAUCCCUUGAGAAUGCCUGCUGCGUGCUUACUGCUUGCAGCGGAGUGGGGCGGCGAGGAAUUAGGGCUCUGCAUCUGGACGUGCAGGCUAGGAGGGGAAUAGUGAGCGCUGUGCGGCUCUGCUCCACGAGGUAAACCCAGGCGAGGAGCCACGCUCACCCAGCGACUGGGGUAACGGCAGGGAGCGAGACGGCUGCUGCUCCAAAGGUUCGAACCCAAGUGGCUUACGAUGGACCCGAAGGCUCUGAUCUGUUACGGUACGAGCUGUACCUGACGCAUUUCCUUCCAGAAAUCACAGACAUCAGGAACAAAACGUGUUCGGUGAAGUCUGGAACCCCCCACCCGAAGUCGGUGGUGACAGCUGGCUCCCCGCCGGCUUCAGGGAACGGAUGGCUCCUGCCGCUCCAGCUCCUGCGGAGAGGACGGGGCUGCGGGCAGCUCGCGGGCCGAAAACUUCCCCGGACAGCGGCGGCGGAGGAGAGCCGUGCGGUGCCGCCAGCCGCCCGUGUUGCGGGACACUGCUGACCGUGGGCGCUGCCCCGUGCCCGGCGCUGUCCGUCCCGUCGUGCUGUCCGCUCUGCGCACUAGACAAGCUGACCUAUCUCCGCGGUCCUGUCUCCAGGGAUGAGAUGAACACUACAGCCCUUGUUGGAACGGAUGCUGACGGCGGCCGCCCGCCUGCGAGCGGCUCCAGGCUCGGGGCCGCUUCUGCCUUUCGCUGGGACCCCCACGGCUCCUUCAGCUGGAAGCUGCGGGCCGGCGGCUUGCUGCGUGCUCAGUCCCUGGGGAACGAUUUCUGGCCAUCGAGCGUUGCUGUGUACGGGUGCGGCGGCCGCUUCGCGCUCCGUAGGCUUGGUAAACGAGCAAACGGAGCGCCUUCUGCCCAUACAGCACGAGAUGCCUGCCGCGCCGCGUGGGAGGCUCCCGUACGGGGAGACGUGUACGGAAAUACGGCUUAGACAUACCGGUAAAAUAAAACUACCUGUGUACAACCAGA
Messenger RNA from Oxyura jamaicensis (ruddy duck), 2308 nucleotides. It is a transcript of the gene SZRD1, whose product is annotated as SUZ RNA binding domain containing 1. Lineage: Eukaryota; Metazoa; Chordata; Aves; Anseriformes; Anatidae. The record is from RefSeq and is a predicted model, not a curated record. The transcript is spliced from 4 exons. Bases 20 to 529 code for a protein of 169 amino acids.